Messenger RNA from Nomascus leucogenys (northern white-cheeked gibbon), 609 nucleotides. RefSeq names its product cytochrome c oxidase subunit 6A2. Lineage: Eukaryota; Metazoa; Chordata; Mammalia; Primates; Hylobatidae. Gene Ontology annotation, cellular component: mitochondrial inner membrane. Gene Ontology annotation, molecular function: enzyme regulator activity. Gene Ontology annotation, biological process: mitochondrial electron transport, cytochrome c to oxygen. The record is from RefSeq and is a predicted model, not a curated record.
GGCAUAGAAUAGGGAACAAAAUAGUUUCCCUGCAACUAUAUAAAAAGAAUGGCAUAUUGUACUUAAAUGCCCCCUUGCCAAAAUAAGAGGCACAGGACAACAGCUGUCUGGAGACGACCUCAAGCCAGUCAGGCCCCAUUUUAAAUAUAGAAACCCCUAAGAAUAGCCGCCAGUGCUCCAGACUUAGCAAGUGAUUGGCCCAGAGAGGGAAGGUGACCCCAGGCCCCAGGAAAGGGAGCGAGGACAGCGCUGGUUCCCGGCUCUCCGCACCACCAUGGCUUUGCCUCUGAGGCCCCUGACUCGGGGCUUGGCCAGCGCUGCCAAAGGAGGCCACGGAGGGGCAGGAGCUCGCACCUGGCGUCUGCUGACCUUCGUGCUGGCGCUGCCCAGCGUGGCCCUCUGCACCUUCAACUCCUAUCUCCACUCGGGCCACCGCCCGCGCCCCGAGUUCCGUCCCUACCAACACCUCCGCAUCCGCACCAAGCCCUUCCCCUGGGGGGACGGCAACCACACUCUGUUCCACAAUACCCACGUCAACCCUCUGCCCACGGGCUACGAACACUCCUGAGGCCCCGGACGCCCCCAGGCACAAUAAAGGUGUGAAGCUUC